AUGGAAAGUAACAAAAAGCCAACAGAGAAAGAGGAAGCCAGCAACAAAGAAGUGACAUCAAGCAAGCAAACUUUAGAGAAGCUCAAAGAGAAGAGUGACCAAGAGAAGCCUGAAGAGGGAGAGAAGCAGCCACAAAUCUCAAGAAAAGGGAAAGAAGCAAUGGAAGAACCAGCUAAGGAACAAAGGCAGGGAGUGAAGACUUUCACACCUCCCUUGCCAUAUCCCCAAAGGUUCAACAAGGAGACCAAAGUUCAAUACUUCCCCAAAUUCCUUGAAGUCUUCAAGAAAUUGGAGAUUAAUAUUCCACUGGCUGAGGCAUUAGAGCAGAUGCCUCUAUAUGCAAAGUUCUUGAAGGAGCUUAUUAAUAAAAAGAGAAGUUGGCAUGAGAAGGAAACUAUAUUGCUCAAUGAAGAAUGCAGUGCAUUAAUCCAGAAAGGGCUUCCCCCAAAACUUGAGGACCUUAGAAGCUUUUUCCUACCUUGUACCAUUGGCAACAUAAGCAUCAAUCUAAUUCCCUCUUCUCUGAUGAAAAGGCUAUGCAUAGAGGAGGUAAAGCCCAUACAGAUGUCACUAGAGCUAGUGGACAAGUUUGUGGUGUUUCCCAAAGGUGUGAUUGAAAACCUUUUGCUCAAAGUGGAUAAGUUUAUAUUCCAUGCAUACUUUGUGAUUCUAGACCUAGAUGAGGAAUGA
This is a messenger RNA of Arachis stenosperma, 690 nucleotides long. RefSeq lists its product as uncharacterized. Bases 1 to 690 code for a protein of 229 amino acids. The record is from RefSeq and is a predicted model, not a curated record. NCBI's taxonomy places the organism in Eukaryota, Viridiplantae, Streptophyta, Magnoliopsida, Fabales, Fabaceae. The transcript has a single exon.